AGUUAAACUUAAAUCAACCAUGUUUAAAGAAGCACCAAAAUUGGGAAAUAUAUUUCUGAAUGAAUUUCUAAUAUCGGACCUGAUUAGUUUGAAGCAAUUACCCACCAAGUAACAAAACUUAACAAUCGAAAUGAGCCAGCAAAGGAAGCUACCGUCAAAAAGAUAUUCAUCUUAUUUACCACCAACUGAACUUUCCACCCUUGAGGAUCAAGUCGCAACGUUGCCAAAUGAGACAGAACCCAAUGUGGAAUUGCGUACUACUUCAGUGAGCACUCCAGAUAAAAAUACCCGCCGAAAGAGUUUGAAUACAUUACACUUUGAUGCACUUCAAAAUGCUGUAUCUAAGUUGUCUCGAAUUGAUGACUUUGAUCUUGAAGAACUAGGAUAUGGAUUCUUUUCGGAUGUUUUCAAGGUAACACACAAACUAUCUGGCAAGGUGAUGGUGUUAAAAAGAAACAGAAGCACAAAUACGAAGCUCAACAUCUUACGUGAAGUACAGUUAAUGAAUAGAUUAUCUCAUCCGAAUAUAUUGAAAUUUAUGGGUGUUUGCGUUCACGAAGGACAACUACAUGCAUUGACUGAGUAUAUCAACGGUGGAGAUCUGGAUCAAUUGGUGGAACAGAAGAAUACAAUGUUAACAUGGUCUGUCCGAAUACGUUUAGCAAUGGACAUUACUAAAGGUUUAACGUAUCUUCAUUCAAUGGGAAUUUUUCACAGAGAUUUGACAGCGAAGAAUUGUUUGGUUCGGGUGACAACAAAUAACAAAAACAAGACAAAAUAUACAGCGGUUGUUGCAGAUCUCGGCCUCGCUGAAAAAAUUCCAACAAAACCUGAAGAUGAAGCAAAGUUACGCAUCGUUGGGACUCCAUAUUGUAUGGCACCUGAGGUUUUACGAGAAAAACCUUACAACGAAAGGUCUGAUUUCUUCUCCUUUGGGAUCAUCCUCUGUCAACUGAUUAUUCGAACAUCCUCGGAACCAGAAAAAUUACCGAGAUCCAAUGAUUUUGGACUUCAAAGAGAUUUGUUUACAAUAUUGGUCAAGAAAGGUGUUGGAUCACCAGAAGUAGUGACUUCAAGUUUGCCACUGUCAAUGCCACCCAAUGCAUUCCUACAACUUGCCUAUGAUUGCUGUGAGGUCGAUCCUUCCAAAAGACCAGAUUUGAAGGAAAUGACAUGUAGAUUAGAACAAGCACUGAAUGAAGAAAAAAUGAUAAGAAACGAAAAAAAGAGAAAUUUAUUGAAGAAUGCACAAGAACCUAUGAAACGCCAUAGCACAAUUCUGUCUGAACUUCCUUCAAUAACAAGUUUAUCAGAAUCUUCUUCACCAAGAAAGACAAUGCCAAGCACAUCAGUUGUUCUCAACUCAGAUAAGGAAAAUACUCCACUUAUUAAUAAGAUCCCAACUCAACAUAUCAAAGCUCGUCGGCGAUCAUCUUCUGGGUUCGAGAGACAUUCACGAUCUGCUUCAGAUAUUUCUAAAGAACUCAUCAGUCAUGCUGCAUCUAUCAUUGCUUCUUCUAGAAAUUCAUUCUUAAGCAAUGUUGAUCAAUUUGAUGACAUGAUUGAUUCGUUGAACAGUGCUUUCGUUAACCCAUUCAGUGCUUUGGAGAAUACGGAACUGAAAGAAAAGAAAUUGUUUGACAAACCAAGCUACGAAUUAAUGGAAAUGACAUUUGACCUUCCAUCACCAGGACUGCCGCCUCGUUCACCGCAACAUUCUCGCCGCAGAACAAGAAAUCGCUUGCAAUCUGCCCGUCCCAAAAGUCUACUACUCGAUGUUGGGAAUAAAGAUUUACCCCACUAUUUUGAAGACCCCCUAUUACCCAGACCACUCACCCCUGAACCACAUUAUGAAAUGAGAAAGUUGUCAAACAUUUGCUGUACGAACGCAGCAUCUAUCAGCGAUGUGACAAUUCCCUGCCCCCCUUCACCCACCCCGCCCCAAACACUGCCCCCAGAUGAGCAAGAGACAGUUCGAGGAAUUGUUGCUUUCCAAACACAAUUAAAACAAGCGCUCAUUCGAUCCAUGGCGUUAUCACCAAGAGGUCAACGGUUAUUGUCAUGGUGGCAUAACAACGGUCGAGCAAUAGACCGGAGGUCUUUAACAAGCGUGUUGUCAAUAAUGACAGAAAAAUUGGGAAAUCUCCGCAGGUCUAUAAGCGAACCAGAUCUCACACAAAAUGCAAAUUCACUAUUUACUCUAGCGCACAAUAUUCCCACUAGUGGUAAUAGUUCAAGGUCAUCUGUUACAUCGGAAAGAGGUUCCCCAAGGUCAUCAACGAGUGGGAAACCCCCAUUGGGAGGGAAGUAUCAAACUCAUGUCUAUCCAGCUUAUGUUACACUGCCAAGAAAGAAAAAAAUAGCGAGAUGUCAAAAUACCAAUGCUGAUUUCAUACGAAAACGUCGAUCGAGAACUUCCGACGACGUUUUCCUUGAGCAAACUGCCUUGGACAUUCUUCCUGAAGAAGGUACAGACUUACAACCUAAAUCAAUAUAUACUGACCCUAAUAUGAAACAUAGAGUCAAGUCCGCUCCGGAAUUCAUCCAAUUGACGACGAAUGAUAUGCCGGAAAUCAAUAAUAACAUUUUGAAUGAUGUUCAUGAAACUGAAAAGGAGAGCGAUUUUGCAUGCUGCUGCCCAACUACUAAUUCAAACAAUUGUGACGUCACCAGUGAUUGCUUGGCUGCACAAAUGGCAUCGUGUAGAAUCGGAAGGCAGCAUAGCACAGGGUCAUCUUUUGGGGACUACAGUGUUUCUUCUUCUAGUAGCUCAUCAGGAAUGUCAAGCACAGGAAUAAAAAUGACUCUUUAUUCUGGUAUGGUGUCAACAAACAGGAGGAGGAAGAUAGGUAUUUUAUCUCCCCCUCCUCCUGACUCUGGGGCGCCACCUUCUUGGUCACUUUAUAAUGAUUCUGCUUCGCAAUACAAUCAUAACCGGGGAGCACGACGUCGUACUUCUCACGAAAAUCCCCACACUAUUGGCCCCGUCAUGGAAGAUCUUUGUCCCAGUGAAUACCAUUCCACUCAAAGAAGCAAUAGAGAUUCGGGUUAUAAUGAGGAUAUUCUCUUUUCCGCUGAUCAUUCGUGCGAUAGUCAAUCAUCUCACGAUACGACAGACUCAGGUUUGAGGUCUCGAUCUGCUUCGUCACUCAAAUCUGUCUCAUUCACUAACCCUCUUUGUGCCACUCUCGAUCCUACUCACAUGUCAACUGAAUCCAGUUCCGUCCGAUCUAACUCUGAAUUUAUAUCCGAUGUAACUCCAAAAUGCAAACUCAAAGAAAGUAAGGAAAAUCCGAUAACAAAGAUUGGGAAACUAAUUAACUAAUUUCCUGUGCUUUUACUAACUAAAGUCAGCCUAGAAACUCCAGAUUGAGGGGCACAACUAAAUUGAAAUAAUUCAAGGGGUAAUUGAACUUAUGUGUAAAUUUAGCAUGCUUAUGUUGUACAUUAAAUUAAUUGCAAUAAAAAUUACAACAAUAUACAAAAACUAUGUAACAUAGGCUAUUGUGAUGUUGACAUUCCUAAAGUCAUCUAUCUAUGCUCAUGAUGCAUACUUAUUUUUUUUUUCAAAUUUCUUUUCGCUGCGCAUUUUUUGUUUUACAUUCUAUAUUGUUCCAACCAGUGUAUUAUUUUUUUCUUUUAUAUCAUUCUAUCAUGGCCGAUGAUAAGCUUAACUGCUGUGCAGUUUUCAACUCAACUCGAGUUUAAAAAACUUUAAAUUUGCUGAUAAAACUGUAUUUUCCAUAUAUUUUAUUCCUCCAAAAAUGCAUGUUAUCAAAAAAAUAAUCCAUAUAAUGAUUUAUUUCCUUCAACUCAAAAUUUUGACAAAACUUGCUGGAAAGGGAUGGUGGAAAACAAUGGUUUACCAUUUCUUUUUAACGCAAAACCAACUUUUUAAUGAAGUAGACUAUAAGUAUUAUAUUAUGUCGUAUUUGAAUUCACCAGCUCUAUUGAGAUUUUUCAUUAUUUUUAAUUUCCCAACUAGUUAGAGAUAUACAGUAGUUUAUUCUUCAGCCUUUUGGAGGGUAAAAUUAUUGCUUGUUCAAGUAUUUUUCUCAUUAUUUUUUUUGUCCAAUUAUCAACAUUAUUCAGAUUAUUUGCUAUCUCAGGAUUAAUUUGUAUAUUUUGAUUCUAAUUUUUGUGAAAAUUCCAAUAGUAUAUAUUACGUUGUUAAUUUUACUAAUGUCUUCAAUUUUUUUAUUGAUUCCACUAAUCUUAAUCAGUACUGUAAUUAUGAGUAUGUCUUCAGAAUAUGCUCUCUUGGCUUCGUGAUUGAGUCGAAAUUUUUUCCAAUCAAGUAUUUGAUCUAUUCGUAACAGUAGAGUAUUUUAGUUUUGAAUAUGCAUGAUGAUAAAUUUUUAUUUUCAUUGUGAAACUAACAUUGAAUGUGUUUAAAAUACGUGAAGAGCCAAAUAACACUGUGGAGUGUGGUGUAACCAUUGUUUCGAUCUGAAACUUGCCAAGUUUUAAACAUGGAUAGUCGAGUCGCGAAGUACUUUCGUUGACCGUACUAUACAAUUUAAGAGUCCUGCAGCGCAGAAAGACUUUGAUUUGCAUUGUACGCAUACGGAUCCACUAGCGCUAAGGCAUGAAGGACAGCGGGUUAGUCUCAAGUAACAGUCACUUUCAUUGAAUUUGUUUUUAAAUGGUUUAUUCAAGUUCUAAUGAAUACUGUGUUUCAUUGGCUUUCAACGGUAUUAUUUUGAAAAUUGCGUUUUAAGGGUUUUUCUCAAAAUUUUUAAUCAUUUUUUCCCGAUUCGAGUUCAAAUAUUUCGCUUUUGUUGAUUGUGUUUAUUGGGUCUUUAAUGUAAAAUUCGAAUGGAUGAAGUCUACUGAUAUUCUUAUGACGAUAUACUGAUUUUUCAGUUUAAGAAAGUUUUCUUAUGAUGCAUUUCGUCACGAUUACGACUCUUUAUUCUGUGUGUAUUUCUGGAACCAUAUCUUUAAUUUGCUCCGAAUUCUUGGUCUGCUACACAAUUAUAUUUUGAAGAGUGAGUUUGUUUUACAUUUUUUCAGUAUUUUUGCAACAUGACAAUGAAAGUGUGAAAUAAAAAUCUGAAAAAAAG
Molecule: messenger RNA, 5066 nt
Organism: Styela clava
Lineage: Eukaryota; Metazoa; Chordata; Ascidiacea; Stolidobranchia; Styelidae
Biological process (GO): actin cytoskeleton organization; protein phosphorylation
Cellular component (GO): nucleus; cytoplasm
Molecular function (GO): ATP binding; protein serine/threonine kinase activity
Source: RefSeq, a predicted model, not a curated record